AUGUGCGAAAGAUGCACACAAAUCUACAUAAAGCUCAACCCCACUGCGACCCCCUCGCGCCACCUGGCCUACAAACCAGGAACCUACCCCGUAAUCUUCAACCGGACACUCGAGGGCAUCGCGGACCUCGACUUCGCCAUCACCAUUGCCUCUCACGCGCGCAAGGAACUAAAGGAGAUGUUCGGCGCUAGUGUCGGGGCUCGGAUGUACACGAGCAGCGACCCUAAGGUUACGAUGACGGAGGGCAAGGCGAUGCAUAUGUCUGUUCUGAUUGACUUUCCGCACGAGGGUAAGAUCACACUGCCGCUGAUUAAUAGGAUCUUUGGGACGGUGCGUCCGGAUCAGCCGCAGAGUUUGUGGAGUGUGGUGCUGCCGAAGCCCGGACAGGAUUUGUGUUUGUGGCGGUUGGAGUGGUUUGAGGGUUGGUUUGAGGGAUAUUUGGAGCAGUAG
Aspergillus mulundensis is the source of this 450-nucleotide messenger RNA. RefSeq lists its product as uncharacterized. NCBI's taxonomy places the organism in Eukaryota, Fungi, Ascomycota, Eurotiomycetes, Eurotiales, Aspergillaceae. The record is from RefSeq and is a predicted model, not a curated record. The transcript has a single exon. The coding region runs from base 1 to 450 and encodes 149 amino acids.